ACGAGCCCUCCGAAGUAUAUGUGGUCAUCUCCAGAGGACCACUUUGGCCUUCUUGGAGACCAGUUCAAAGUCAAGUGCAUCUUCUCUGGAAACCCGACACCAGAUGUACAUUGGGAGAGGGCUGAUGGUACACCCAUCCCUGAUCGGAUCAAAAUACAAGCUUUUGGGAUGGAACUGUUUAUUGAUAAACUACAGUUUGAGGACGCUGGAACUUAUGAAUGUUGGGUCGCAAGUCAAAGUAAACGAGUUCAGAGAACUAUCUCAGUCCGUGUGGAAUCUGUACCUUACUGGCUGCUGGAGCCAAAGGAUGUAGAAAUUGGAGUUGGGGGCACAGCACAGUUCGACUGCUUGGCAAAGGCUGUACCACCCCCAGAGUACUUCUGGUUCAUUAAUGGAGUCCCCUUCGAACAUGUGAGGGACAGCAGGAUCACCCCAGACCGCUUCAAGCGCCCACGUCCUGACCGCAUAGUGUUUGAAAAUGUCAACAGGGAGGAUUCCAUGGUGAUCCAGUGCAAUGCCACCAACAAACAUGGUUAUAUUUGGGGCGAUGUUUACUUGAAUGUGCUUUCGGAAGCUCCAACAAUCCUUACUCCUCCAGACCAGCUAAAGGUUGUGGCGGAGGGAACGUCUGUAAACCUGACCUGCAGGGUCGCGGGCAAGCCAGACCCUAUCGUCACGUGGUACAGAGACAACCAGCAGAUCAGUGGUGGGAGGUAUAAGAUCAUGCCCACAGGAGACCUUUAUAUAAAAAAAGUAGUGCUGUCAGAUGCGGGGCUGUACACAUGUGAGGCUAAGAAUGUCUACAACACGACCAGCAGUUCUGGGAAACUAUUGGUGAGGCGCAAGACGGUGAUAGAACAGAGGCCUCUGGACCUGGAGGUGAACGCAGGGAAUGAUGCAAAACUAAGUUGCUCUGGAACAACUGACCCAGCAGAGGUGGACAAGCUGCAAAUAAAAUGGCUGAAAGACAACAAGGAACUCUCAUCAACUUCGGAUAGAAUAACUACCAACAAGCAAGACAACUCCUUGACAAUAUCGGGAACCAUUGUAAGAGAUUCUGGAUCAUAUACCUGUGUUGUGACCAACGGCUUAGAUCGAGACGAGGCAUCUGCGAUGGUAAUUGUCAAAGACAGACCUGAUUCUCCAACUGAUGUGAACGUAGUCAAGUGUACCAACCAUUAUGCAACAAUUAGCUGGACACCAGGCAGCCUCAACAAUGCACCUGUUCAGUAUUUUGUAGUCUUAUACAACACAAACUUUAGCCCGGAUAAAUGGAUGUUUGGAGCAAAGGUGGAGUCCUCCGAAAUUGAGUUUAACUUCAGUAUGACUCCCUGGGUUACCUACUCCUUCCGUGUCAUCGCCUACAACAAAAUUGGAGAGAGUGACCCCAGCGCCCAUAGUCCAACUGGCUGCAAAACUAAACCAGAUCGCCCUCAAGCUCAUCCCCAGAAUCUUCGGACCAUUGGAGACAGACCUGGUCUCCUUCACAUAGAAUGGACACCAGUGCCAGAGAUCCAGCACAACGGGCCUGGCUUUCAGUACAUACUGCAGACUAAGCGUGAAGGAUAUGAAAACACCGUUCAACAAAUUCCAAUCGAUGAUUGGAGAACGAGAGAGAAGUUUAUUACAGUUGGAGACCAGAUUUAUGAACCAUACAUUAUCACCAUGAGAGCCAAAAACAGCAUUGGUGAUGCUCUGCACGACCCUCCCACAAUUCGAGGCUUUACAGCCGAGUCAAUUCCCAAUAUUGUGCCCGAAGCUUUGCAGGCAGAGCUGGUGGAAGACACCUAUGCAGUGCUAACAUGGGAUUUUGACUAUCAACAAAUUAACAAAACACCCACAGCCAUCAAUGGAGAGUUCCGUGGAUUUAAAAUUCACUUUUGGCAGAGAGGGUACAAAGAAAACACACUCAGGGAGUGGAAUGUGUCGCCACAGGAUGCCCUUGCCUCGCGAGUAGGCAGACAGUUCCGAGCAACGAUCCACCAACUUCUGCCACAAACCACUGUAGAGGCACACAUUGCUGUGAUGAACAACUACUAUGUCUCGCGGCCAACAGAUGUCCUGACAUUCCAGACAAAGCCAGGGCUCCCUGGACCAGUGGCUUUGUUCCGACCAAUCAACAUUGGAGACAACCAUGUUAACUUGGAGUGGAAGCCACCAGAUGAAAAUCGUGGAGAUAUUUUAGGAUAUGACAUUGGAUAUCAGCUUGUGAACGGGCUUGACCUUGGUGAGAUGCAAGAGCGAGAGCCUCAGAUUGGAGAUCCCUACACCAGCACCGCCAUAGUGAGCGGCCUCUUGUCCACCAAGAAGUACCGCAUCCACAUCUGGGCUCGCACCACAAAAGGUCGGGGCGAGAGCUACUUCAUCGAGAUCUUUACGACAGCCGGUGGUGACCUUCGAACUCCGCGCUUUUCGAUCACUGAUGUCGGGCAUGACUACAUAAAUGUUUCUUGGUGGAUAAACCCAUACGCCAAGUCAGGCACCGUUAUCUUUGUGGAGUAUAAAAGGGAAGGCGCACCAGAAUGGAGAAGAUCAAUAGACGAAGUCAUCUCAACCUCGAAGGACAUUAAGGGACUGGAACCAGGGACUACCUAUGAACUUCGUGUUGUAGCCACCACCGGUAAUGCUUCACGGGCCUCAAGCACGGAACGAGUGCGAACCCACGGAACAGCUAUUGCCUAUGCACUGAAUGGCAACUUCGGCUGGUUUGUGGGGAUGUUGUUAGCUUUCAUCUUAUUCAUCGCCCUCAUCGCCCUCUUCAUCUUGUUGUUUCGCAAAGGAAAGAGAUUUAAGCGGAAGGCUUCCACCUCUAGCUCACACUAUGGAGAUGAUGCUACAAAUUAUAUCGACACACCUACAUGUUCGCCAGAAGCUCGUGGGUACAGCAAUGAUUACUAUGAAAGGAAGGAAUAUGAUGAUGACAGAUACUACGACUACGACAGUAAAGAGAAUCACACAGAUGAUUACUUUGAUGAUCGCCAUCAUGACUCUGAUGAUGACAGGGGUGGAUACGAUGACCGUGACUACAGAGACAGGGAUUACUCCCGUGACUCCGAUGAAGAUAGUGAAAACCAUGCCAAGAACUACCCAAAGAGUAGAAAAAGACGAAUAUCUUCCCAUGCACAUUAUGAAGAGUACGAACGCAGCCCCUCUGCAAGCUAUGACCCCGACGUCGAAUGAACCAACCCCCUUUGACCCCCAUGGCACACAUAAGGAUAAUAGGCUGCGAAAUUAUUCUCGCGGAGGUGGACCCCCUGCCUCCCUGCCUCUUCCACUUUUGAGUAGAAAAGCACUGCAUGGAUUAUUACAAUCAGUCCCUGAACCAUAACCCUGGCACUAAAGAAAUCGUCGUCGUCGUUGUCGUUGUUGUUGUUGUUGGAUAUGAAUGGAAAGUGUAUCUUCCAAGGAGGGAUUUAUAAGCGGAUAAAGAUGGCGGUGGCCAGGGGUAGGGUCAUCCGUUACACGGUGUCGCCCAGGUUUUUUAUGCUUUAACUCUUUCGACUGAUGUUACAGUUAGUUUUCAUCACCUUUUUCUCUGUUUUAAAAUCUGGCUGCAGGCUACAAUAUGAUCUGACAUUUUCUGAAUAUCUUCCCAAAUGUGGGAAAUCUGUUCAAAUAUAUGGCUUUGGUUGUCAUAUUUUAAUAAAAUAUCUAGGUUGGCAUUUAUAUCUAGUGAUUCCAGACGUCUGUGCCGCUCUUUCUCUCUGGAUUGGAUACUAGUGCCAUUACCUUUUUUCGAUUGUUUUGGUCUCCAACUUGUGAUUAAUGCAUUCAAAUGCUUUUAGCAUCAAUCUGUCCACCACACUUAAUGUGA
This is a messenger RNA of Pomacea canaliculata, 3814 nucleotides long. Its product is annotated as neuroglian-like. Lineage: Eukaryota; Metazoa; Mollusca; Gastropoda; Architaenioglossa; Ampullariidae. The coding region runs from base 19 to 3180 and encodes 1053 amino acids. The transcript is spliced from 19 exons. The record is from RefSeq and is a predicted model, not a curated record. Gene Ontology annotation, molecular function: protein binding.